UAUAAAAAGGCGGCUUUCUUCUUGUUCGGGGACGUUUUUUGGUCGCCGUUCUCACCUCCAACAUCUCCAAAUACAACCGAACCACACGAUGAGUGGCCGGCGCUACUCUGAACGCAGAAGGCCUGGCGAAAGAGAUCUGUCAGGCGGCCAGUCAGCAAUCACAAAAAAAACCUACCGCCCAAAAGCAUGCGCUGAAUGCCGUAGAUUGAAGACUAAAUGCUGCAAGGUCGGACCAUGUAAGACCUGUCAACGGCGGAAGGUCGACUGCUCUCUCCUAGGAGAACGAAAAGUAGACAGUUUUCCGAUUUCCAACCAGAGCCCAACCUCUUGUGUGAAAAUGGAAUAUUUCGAGAACGCAUCCAAUCCAAAUUUCUCAGGCCACUUGAGACGAGUAUCGGCAAUGCCCAAUGAUUACAUUGCACCCGUUACAGCUCCGGGGAAAAACGAUGUGCUGCAACCAGGAUUCAAGUCUGAACCUCAAAUGACCCAUUGGGUGGUCUACGAACGUUUCGACUCAGGCAAAUUGGUUUACAGCGGUCUUGGGGAAUCCUGUUGUGUCCCCCUCAACUGUGUGCGUGGUUUUGAUAAGCUGAUACUUCAAGCUAUGGAGCAACACCAAUGUCUGCUUUCCGAGAGUGGCUAUCAUGAGGGUUACCUGAAUGCUCUGACGAUGUUGUCCCGAGACAUAGUGAUGUAAGUAUGCUGCCUCACACCAUCGGCCUGCCCUAAUUGUGAGAAAUCAGUCGGAUUUACUAUGUGGCUUACUUGGAUUUUUGCCCUUCCAAUCCUUUUGAGCAUUCGGUAGACUUGGAUAUGGUUUACAAAGUCGACCGAACUUGUGUUUACUGUUGUACUCCAUCGGCGGUACUUAGAAUGGAUUCUCUCGUUCACUUAAUCGACUCCGAGUAGAAAGAUGAGAAACCAGAUAGCGUGGAUAUGGCCUUGAACAUCUCCUCCCGGCGUACCGUUAAAUAUGUGAC
Colletotrichum godetiae is the source of this 980-nucleotide messenger RNA. RefSeq lists its product as uncharacterized. The transcript is spliced from 4 exons. The record is from RefSeq and is a predicted model, not a curated record. The coding region runs from base 89 to 697 and encodes 202 amino acids. Gene Ontology annotation, molecular function: DNA-binding transcription factor activity, RNA polymerase II-specific; zinc ion binding. Lineage: Eukaryota; Fungi; Ascomycota; Sordariomycetes; Glomerellales; Glomerellaceae. Gene Ontology annotation, biological process: regulation of DNA-templated transcription.